Messenger RNA from Etheostoma cragini (Arkansas darter), 565 nucleotides. RefSeq names its product zona pellucida sperm-binding protein 3-like. Gene Ontology annotation, biological process: binding of sperm to zona pellucida; egg coat formation; positive regulation of acrosome reaction. The transcript is spliced from 5 exons. NCBI's taxonomy places the organism in Eukaryota, Metazoa, Chordata, Actinopteri, Perciformes, Percidae. Gene Ontology annotation, molecular function: acrosin binding. Gene Ontology annotation, cellular component: extracellular matrix. Bases 245 to 565 code for a protein of 106 amino acids. The record is from RefSeq and is a predicted model, not a curated record.
UCAUUACUCAUAGCAAGUUGGCUUCAGACCUCAGGUCCAGCUCACAACCUUAAUAAAGAGCAUCAGUAGUAAACACAACUACACCCUCACUGUCUGCACUGCCAAGGGGGAGCCCAUCCCUCCAGGCCACUGGUUCUUUUUAGGGGACCAGGUGUAUUUUGUGGCCCAGACAGGAGUGCUGCUUGCUGGGGAAAGGCUCUAUGUCGAUGCAUGCUAUGCCACGAGCUCCAAAGACCCAAGCAGCAUGCCUAAAGUGGACAUCAUUACUAACUAUGGCUGCUUGGCCGACAGCAGGAGGGAGACCAGCAGCUCCCGGUUCCUGUCAGGAGGGGGUAGUGUGCUGAAGUUCUCUGUGGAUGCCUUUCUAUUUAAAGGAAUCUCACAAGAGCAGUACCUCCACUGUUCAAUGUCAGUCGGGUUCAGUGCAUCCCCCAGCUCAAAGUCCUGCAGCUACAACGAGGCUUCUGGCAGGUGGGAGAAGCUGGAGGCCACAGCCUCAGUAAGCACCUGCUGCGAUUCCAUGUGCUCAGACAGGCAGGACUGUGAGUUCUUACUGAACAAAUGA